AAAACAUAUCCGAUAUACAACAAAAAUCAAUAGAAAAUGACAUAGUUCUCUUUCGUUAUUGUUCAGAAAGUAUAAAGUACCUACUUUAUAUUCACUUUUUUUCUUUAUAAAAUUAAAAAUAAUAUGACGGAAACUGCAGUAGACUAAGUGUGGUGAUUGGACCUGCAGUACUUACCUAUCGAAAAAUGUUUAUAUUAUAGCACCUACGCAUUACUCGUAUAAUAUACAUAAAUAUAUUAUCGAACGACAAAAUGCUGCAGGGGUUGUUGUCGAUGCUGAAGCGGUUACGAUCGUCGCCGGACAAAGAGCUUCGCAUCCUGCUGCUGGGUCUGGACAACGCGGGAAAGACGACGUUGAUGAAGAAACUCGCGUCCGAAGACGUUUCGCACAUAACGCCCACGCAGGGUUUCAAUAUUAAAUCCGUUCAAGCAGAUGGCAUGAAACUGAACGUAUGGGAUAUUGGUGGACAACGUAAGAUAAGACCGUAUUGGCGCAAUUAUUUCGAAUUCACCGACAUACUAAUUUACGUUGUGGACAGCGCAGACAGAAAACGCGUGGACGAAACAGGAUUCGAAUUGAACGAACUGCUCAACGACGACAAAUUAGUCGGUGUACCAGUGUUGGUAUACGCUAACAAACAAGAUUUGGCGCUGGCAGCAAAAGCUUCGGAAAUAGCGCAAGAACUGAAUUUGCAUUUAAUUCGCGAUCGGCCGUGGCAAAUACAGGCUUGUUCGGGUAUACGCGGGGAAGGCAUCAAAGAAGGAUUGGAAUGGAUCAGUCAAAAUGUAAAAAAGAAGUAAUAAUGUUAAUUUAUUGAAUAUUUUUCACUCUAAUUACUUUAUAGUUUGUUUCAUAGGUUUAUGUAAGAAUUACUAAUUAGUGUAAUAUUUUAUUAUAAUAUUUUUUUAAACAUGUAAAAUAUAUAUAUAUAAAAAAAUUAUAUAUUAUGUAUUUAAAAUAAACGUUUUUACUUAUAUCUAUUCCUGCUAUAAAUUAUACAAUAUGUUAAUUAAAUAAUAUAAUAAUCUAUUGUUACGUGUAUCUAUAGGUUAGGUGACUCGUAUAACUGAAUAUGUUACUAAUGAAAAACGAAUGUCUUACGAUUAAGAUUAAUUAAUUUUAAACUUCUCUGAAGUCAAUAAAUCUUGUAAAACAUCAAAACAAUAUUAAAUACUAGAAUUUGAUUUAUUUUAACGUUUUACAAAUAUGUUGGUUAGGUAUGGGUACCUACUUAUUAUUGGAAAAUGUUCACAUAAAGAGUUCGUCAUAUAUGCAUUUCCUAUAUACUUAAUAAGUAUUGCGUUUCAUAAUGUCAGCGUGUUCAUUUUUACAAUAAUGUUUUACAAAUUAUAACAAAAUAGCUGACCACAAUUUUAGAUUAAUUUGUGAAUCGCUUAUUAACCAUCAACAAUCAUUUAAUUGGCCGUAAUAAAAUCGUUAGGCUCGGAAACAAUUUUGAUUUGGUAGGUACCCAAUACCAAUAACGGCUAUAAAAUAUUACAUUGAUCUCGGUAUGUUGUAUAAAAUCAUCAAAAACAACGGUGCACAAAUAAAUUGACGCGUAUAUUGUAGAAAACGAAUUACAAUAUCAAUUAAAUAUUUUAUGAAGCUAUUCAUAAUAUUAAUGUACCAAUACACUUUAUCGAUAAUAUAAUAUUGAGUUUGUUUUUUUUGCAGUUAGGAUGGUGUAUUAUCAACUAACGGUACUUGGAUCUAGUACGAAAGACAUAAUUGUUUGUUUGGAACUCUUUAUAUUUAUAUUAUUACAAAAUGUAUCAUUAGAGUUCCAUCUGCACUUCCAUAAAAGGUAUUAUUAAAAA
Molecule: messenger RNA, 1820 nt
Organism: Rhopalosiphum padi (bird cherry-oat aphid)
Lineage: Eukaryota; Metazoa; Arthropoda; Insecta; Hemiptera; Aphididae
Product: ADP-ribosylation factor-like protein 3
Exons: 4
Coding region: 252-800 (182 amino acids)
Biological process (GO): cilium assembly
Cellular component (GO): cytoplasm; microtubule cytoskeleton
Molecular function (GO): GTP binding; GTPase activity
Source: RefSeq, a predicted model, not a curated record